CAGCUCCGCAAAAGAGCUCCGUUUGCAUACAUACACGCAUGGAUCCAGCGUCUGAGAAGUUAACGAGCGAACCGAGAGCUACGUCCAGCACGGCACGCUGUUUUUCGUUGCAUUGCUUACGUGCACCAGGGAGCCGAGCACCACCCUCCGCAGGCUUCCAAGAUGAUGCUCGCACGACUGAGCCGCACGAUUGCGCAGCGCGCGCGGCCGCUGACGGCGCGCACGUUCGCUGCGCCCGCGCCGAAGAUGUUCGAUUACGACACGAUUGUGAAGAGCUUGAGCGUCGCCGACGCCAUCGAGACCGUCGAGGAUGCGUUUUGCAAGCUCGCGGAGGGCAAGGUCGACGUGCCGAUGCCCAUGCACAUUACCAUUGAUGAGACCGACAGCGCGGGCCCGGGCGAUUGCCACGUGAAGGGUGGCUACGUGUCCGGCGCGGCGACGUGGACGGUCAAGGUGGCCUCGGUCUCGUUCUACAAGAGCGGCGGCCCUCCGGGCGGCGGCGUCUUCGUCGUGAUGAACGCCGUCACCGGCCAGCCCUGCGGCAUCUUCCAGGAGAACCGCUUCAUGACUGAUUUGCGCACGGGUGCGUCUGCGGCGUCCCAUCGCGCCGUCGACGCUUGUGACAUAGUCGACCAACGCAGGCGCCGCGGGCGGCAUCGCGCUCAAGCACUUUGGCAAGGGCGACACGAUCGGCUUCAUCGGCUGCGGCGCGAUCGGCCGCGUCAUGGCCCGCGCCGCCAAGGCGGUGCAGCCGGACUUUAAGGGCGUCUGCUACGCGCCCGACGGCUCGCACGAGACCUUUGCCGCGGAGAUGUCCGCUGAGCUCGGCGUGCCCUUCACGGCGAUGUCGUCGGCGGAGGAGAUGUGCGGCGCGUCGGACGUGAUCUACACCCAAACUCCUGGCUCUACCACGUGCGUCGAGAAGAGCUGGCUCAAGCCGCACGCGACGAUCAUCUGUUCGGGCUCGGACCAGCCGACGAAGCAGGAGAUCCCCACCGACAUCCUCAAGGCGUCGAAGUACGUCUCCGAUUUGACGAAGCAGACGUCCAAGGUCGGCGAGUUGCGGUCGGCGAUCGCCGACGGCUCGAUGACCGAGGCCGACGUCUACGCCGAGAUCGGCGAGGUCUGCAACGGCUCGAAGCCCGGACGUGAGGGCGACGAGCUCAUCGUCGUCGACUUGACGGGCACCGGUGCGCAGGACGCCGCGAUCGGCCAGGUCGCGUGGGAGAAAAUGGGCUAGGCAUGAGUGACC
Pelagomonas calceolata is the source of this 1252-nucleotide messenger RNA. Lineage: Eukaryota; Pelagophyceae; Pelagomonadales; Pelagomonadaceae. The record is from the annotation of a GenBank genome assembly.